CACAUGCAUUGUCAGUGUAAACUCACUAUAUCGGUUGGCUCUGUUAUUAUCGCUCUUUUUCGCAUGUAAUAUUCUUGUUGUAAAUGAGAUUUGUCGUCAUUUGCCAGUAUAAUAAAUGAGAAAUGGCGGAAAAUAUUUCUGAUGUGAAUGAGGUGAAGAUUGAAGCCCUUGAUACUUUUUUAAAAGAAUUUGGUGAAGAAGCAACUCACUGUGUAUGUGCACCCGGUCGAGUCAAUGUCAUUGGAGAGCAUACAGAUUAUAAUGAGGGAUUCGUCUUGCCCAUGGCCCUCCCAAUGGUCACCGUGAUUGCAGGCAAACCCAAUGGAACAAAUAUCUGCACUAUUAUAUCCGCUAGUUCUGCGGGGACAAUGAGCGUUAGUAAAGCUGAGUUCGAUAUUAGUGAGCCCGCGGCGAUCAAACCUGGCGAACCAAAAUGGGCAAAUUAUGUCAAAGGAUGCAUUGUCAAUUUUCCAAAUGCAUUAGCAGGUUUCAAGGCUGUAGUGAUUUCAACAGUGCCAGUAGGUGCUGGCUUGAGCAGUUCUGCAGCUCUGGAAGUAGCAACGUAUACUUUUCUAGAAGCAAUAACUGGCCAACAAGCCAGCGAUCCCGUCCAAAAGGCCAUAUCAUGUCAAAAGGCAGAGCAUGAUUUUGCGGGUGUGCCUUGCGGUAUAAUGGAUCAAUUUAUCUCGGUGAUGGGUAUAGAUGGACAUGCUCUUUUGCUCGAUUGUCGGGAUAAAUCUGUGAUCCAAAUACUCAUGGAAAAUCUCAAGGAUCAUGUAUUUUUAAUUACCAACUCCAAUUCUCCACACAAGUUAUCAUCAAGUGCCUAUCGUGAUCGUAGAGAUGCUUGCUUUGAAGCUGCCAAAAAGUUGGGAAAAAAUAGUCUUCGAGAAGUGUCGUUGGAAGACAUCAAGACUUUAGAGAAGCAAGGAGUUUCCAAAGUUACAAUAAAUCGUGUGCGCCACGUGAUAAAUGAAAAUUUACGAACGCAAGAAGCAAUGAAAGCACUACAAACCGGAGAUUAUAAAAGAGUUGGCGAAUUGAUGAAUGAAAGCCAUGAUUCACUGCGGGAAAAUUACGAGGUCUCAUCUCCGGAAUUGGAGACUCUCGUUAAUACGGCCAGGAGUGUUAAAGGUGUUCUCGGGAGUCGCUUAACUGGAGCUGGCUUUGGUGGCUGUACAAUAACUUUGUUGAAAGAGGACUGUGUAUCUCAAGUCAUCAAUACAAUUAAAGAAACAUACACUGGUAAGGCAACAUUUUAUAUGGCGAAACCAUCGGCCGGAGCAAGGCAAUUAGAUUGCCAUCGUUAAUUUACCACCUUGAUUUGUAUGGUGAAAAUAUCAAUUUUUGUACGCAAACAUGUAUAUGGAAAAAUAUUCACAAUAUUUUCAUUU
Molecule: messenger RNA, 1394 nt
Organism: Diachasma alloeum
Lineage: Eukaryota; Metazoa; Arthropoda; Insecta; Hymenoptera; Braconidae
Product: galactokinase
Exons: 5
Coding region: 123-1310 (395 amino acids)
Biological process (GO): galactose metabolic process; carbohydrate phosphorylation
Cellular component (GO): cytosol; cytoplasm
Molecular function (GO): galactokinase activity; ATP binding
Source: RefSeq, a predicted model, not a curated record